UUCAAAGUUGAGUCCGUAGCAGGUUCGCACAUACUUGUGCUAAGUUAAUAAAAAUGGGAAUAGCUUGUGAUUCUUUGCGUGAUUGCCAUCUGGGGCAGCUGAUGCUGGAAAAGUUGAGACAGCAUCAAGAUACUAUUUGUCAGAUAGAUGCAGCUACAGGUGAAGAGGAAACAUAUGCCUCAGUGGCUUCCCGAUCAAUUCAUCUUGCUAGAUCCAUGAGGGCAUUUGGCUUGAAACCAGGAGAUGUGCUAGCGUUGGGCGGCAAAAAUCAUUUGGACCUUCACAUACCAUUUUACGCGGCGCUUUAUAACGGUCUGCCAAUGGUCGGAGUCGACCCGCUUUUCAAAUACGACGAAAUUCGAACACUAUUUAAGCUAACAGAACCUAAGAUAGCAUUCUGUCAAGUUGAAUCUUUCGAGACAUACUCCAAAGUAGCAGCUGAUCUUGGACUGGAUAUGAAGAUUGUCACUUUUGAACACGGAGAUUGUACGAUGGCAGAAUUUAUCGAUAAAUAUGACACAGAAGAACCAGAAGAGGAUUUCAGAGUAACGCACUUCGACACUGACAAGAUUUACGCAUUCUUGGUCAGCACAAGCGGUACCACGGGCAAAGUGAAAGUUGUAGCGUUCAACCACAAGCCCUUCAUUGGCAAAAUUAAAGGGCUUCUCAAACUCUACAAUUACGAUAAAAUGCCCAAGAAGAGAGUAUUAAACUUGUCUCCAGUGAAUUGGAUAUCAAACUAUUUCAUGUCAGUGGGUGGUCCGUUGAUCGGAGACACGAAAGUACAGUCCUCAAUACCAGAUGACUAUGAACAUAUUAUUUACAUAAUAAAUAAAUAUAAGCCAUCAACAUGUCUGAUAGGACCUACUUUGGUGUCAUAUUUAGUAAGUCGUAAGAAAGAUGUUGACUUCAGUUGCUUCAAAAGCGUUACCAUCACUGGAUCCAAAAUAUUUCCCGCACUGCUGGCUAAGUUAAAGGCGCUUCUUAGUAAAGAUACAUUGGCCGUGGAAGCGUACGGCCAAACUGAGACGAUAGGAUCUGUUUUGGGUCCCAUCCCAAAUGGACCCAGCGGCAGCUGUGGGAGACCUUUACCUAUUUACGCCAUAAAGUUAGUAGAUCCAACUACUGGCGUGGAAAUUAAGGAACCUUACGUAACUGGUGAACUAUGGAAUAAAGGACCUAGAUUCACGGAAUACUAUAAUGACCCUGAGGAAACUGCGUUGGCGUUUUCUGAAGACGGCUAUUUCAAGACCGGAGAUUUACUUUACAGGGAUGAAAAUGACAAUUACUUUUAUAUAGACAGACUCAAAACUCUAAUAAAGUACAGAAAUUCUCACAUCUUGCCAUUAGAAGUAGAGGAGCUGAUAAGCACACAUCCAGGUGUUAAAGAAGUUUGUGUAGUCGGUAUUAACGAUCCUCUAGUGGGACAAAAGGCAGCGGCGUGUGUGGUCAGGAAUGAGGAAGCCUGCAAGGAAGUUACUGCACAGGAUAUCAAAGAUCUGGUUUUAAAUAAACUGUCCAAAAACAAACAAUUGCGUGGCGGCGUGGUGUUUGUAGAUCAACUGCCGCUAACGUCAUCUGGAAAACUAGCGAGGAGUAAAGUUCUACAGUUAGUUUCUAGUAUGAGGACGGAAUGAAAUAAUUUCUUUCGUACAGACAGAAUGAUUGAUGCCGUGACAAAUAUCAUCUAAAGUAACCGAAGAGUCAUUCUCUUAUGAUUAUUUUGAAACUUUUCAAAGAGUAAAUAUGUUGCUGUGACAAAGAUGAAAAACAUAUAAUUGCAACGAUAGUUAGGUAACUACAUGACCAUAACAUAUAGAAGAUAAUUAAUAUAGAUUAACUCUAUCAAUGUGCUACUAUCCAAAACGUAAGCCAUUUUUUUUUAACAUAAGCACGGGCUUCGUUAUUAAAAUUAUAUUGUUAAUUUAUGUAUUCAUCAUUGAGGUAGGUAGGAGGUAAAUGGGUGAAUAUUAAAAGAGAAGAAUAAAAGACGUUCUUGUUGAA
Molecule: messenger RNA, 2004 nt
Organism: Pararge aegeria (speckled wood butterfly)
Lineage: Eukaryota; Metazoa; Arthropoda; Insecta; Lepidoptera; Nymphalidae
Product: luciferin 4-monooxygenase-like
Exons: 11
Coding region: 54-1637 (527 amino acids)
Biological process (GO): fatty-acyl-CoA biosynthetic process; long-chain fatty acid metabolic process
Molecular function (GO): long-chain fatty acid-CoA ligase activity
Source: RefSeq, a predicted model, not a curated record